AUGUCAUCUGGAGCGGAGCUAGAGACAUUUGAUACGGAGUUCGAGAGUGGUUCCUUACUCAGUCGAUUACCGAGACUGAUGCAGCGGGCGGAUGAUAUGAUCGCUAUGUGGCCCAUGGAGUCGCUAACAUCCGCUUGGCAAAUGAAAGAUAUUCUUCAACUUGCUGCAUUAUUCUCGCCUGGGAAAUAUUCAGAGUAUAUUCAAGAUUUCCAACCACGAGAGAUGGUGAUAUUGGUAGCUGCGAGGUUAGAAGCAGCAGGAUAUGAAUGUCCUAUGGAAAAAAUACUAGAAUGGGGCGGCGGGGUCGAUAAUUGGAUUGUCAAUGCCGAAACAGAUGACGAAGUGAGAGACGUACUUGCAAGGUUUCGGGCUGUGAGGGAGAAAGUAGGAGAUAGACAAGAAUGGAGUGCCAUGUGGAGUGGUGAUUUGGGGUGUUAA
Messenger RNA from Orbilia oligospora ATCC 24927, 438 nucleotides. RefSeq lists its product as uncharacterized. Lineage: Eukaryota; Fungi; Ascomycota; Orbiliomycetes; Orbiliales; Orbiliaceae. The transcript is spliced from 2 exons. The coding region runs from base 1 to 438 and encodes 145 amino acids. The record is from RefSeq and is a predicted model, not a curated record.